AUGUGGAAAAUUCGUGAAUUACAGGACAGAGUGUAAGUUAUUUUACUUUAAAAAAGGAGUUUAUAGACAGUACGAUACGGAGGCUUGAUCGAUUGAUAGGCUUUGACCUUAUUUUAUGCACCCAAGUAAAAGCUAAUUAUUUCCUUUUUUGGACAGCACUAACGUAGUUAUGAACUACACCGAAAUUGAGGCGAAAGUCAGGGAAGCCACAAAUGACGACACUUGGGGUCCUCACGGAACUGUCAUGGCCGAAAUAGCAAGGUAUACGUACACAUACGAGCAUUUUCCAGAAGUGAUGUCUAUGCUUUGGAAAAGAAUGCUGCACGAAAACAAAAAGAACUGGAGGAGAAUUUACAAGGUUCGAACGCAAAAUUAGUACGUUAUAUUUUUGAACUAUUAUAAAAUGAAAUGAUUUGUUGUUCUAUUUCUUGAAGGGGGUCUUCUUCUUGUUUUUCAGUCUUUGUUACUUCUCACCUAUCUCGUAAAGAAUGGGUCGGAACGUGUGGUAACCAACACCAGAGACCACAUUUACGACUUGAGGCAGCUGGAAAACUUCAGCUUCUUUGAUGAGUACGGGAAAGACCAAGGAGUGAACAGUAUGUAUAAUGUCUAUUUGAGCUUUAUUUUAACAGGGCUGCAAAUAACAGUUGGGUGUCUAGAAAACUCAGAUCUCAUACCCCCCCCCCUUAAUGUAGAAAACUUGUGAGUUUUGGGGGCGUCUGAGUUUUGUAGGUCUGAGCUUUCUUGAAUGCCAGUAGCAUUCGGUCUGAUGAAAUCCUACUUGUCAUAGUUGUUUGCCUGACCAAGUUUUGUGGUUAGUCCAACUGUUAACGGUGACAGCAGUUGGACAUGUAUCAAUUUUAAAAGGAAUAUUUGCAGCCCUGAUCAUAAUGUCUUUCAUAAUAAAAACAGUACAUUCUUUGUAGUAACCACCUCGGGAAGAUUACUUCAGAUUACAAGUGAUGGGGAUGAUAUGAAUGUGCAAGGAUCAUUACUUUUGACAGUGAAGUGAAACCACUUAAAUAAAAUUUGACAUACAUAUCACAAACAUUUAAAAGUUUUGAAGUUUUGUGGGUGGCUACACAGCGCAUGAUCAUCACUGUGGGGGGUUUUAGGGCGCUUUCCAAACUUCGGAACUGGCAGCCAGACCAUGGCUGGACCGGUCAUUUUGACGAGGAAAUAAGCUUAUACCAAGAGUUUUUGCAGAAAAGCCAUCUCAAUAAUAUUUAGGAUUUGACUGAUGUGGCUGGUUACCUUUGAUUAACAAGUGAAAUUCUUAUUACGAAGGGAAUGGUCUGGCUAGUCAGUUCUGACAAAUGGAAAGUUUCCUUAGUUUUGUAGUUUUGGAGGGGGUGUAGGUCUUAGCUGUAGAGACACCGUGUGGAAUAUUGCAAUUUGCAAACUGCUGUUUCAUACAAACUAGCCAUUGUUUCAACUGUGUGCAAUUUCUUUAGUUCCUUUAUAUCCUAUUUAGUUAUCUUCAAGUUUCCUCCUUACAUUGGUUAGGGUGGCUUUUCUUUGCAGGUGGUCAAUAAACUCGAUUUAGCAUUAUCAAAAUCACUGCUACCUUCGAGGUCCUAAACAAACGUCUUUCAUUCUACUUGUUAGAAUAUAUUUGUCUUAAUUUAUUGUUCUCAUCUUUUUUAAUCCAGUUCGCCACAAAGUGAAAGAUCUUAUUGAGCUGGUUCAAGAUGAUGAAAGGCUGAAGGAUGAAAGGAAAAGAGCAAAGAAAAAUCGGGACAAGUACAAAGGUGUUUCCAGUGACGACUUUUCAAGAAACUACAGUAAGAUUUUGUCAGUUACUUUUGGUAUGAAUGUUAUGGUUGGUAACUACAGAUUAAAUGUUAGAAGAAGCGUUUGAUGAGGAGCCAAGCAAGUUCACGCCUGAUGAAGCACGAACUUAACCCAUUCACACCCUCACUGUACCUGUGUGACAACCCCCAAAUAACCUUAGUUCUCCAUAAGGUAGAUUUUUUUAAUGGUCAAGGACAACUUUGUCAUGUAACUUGUGCAUGAGGGAGAGAUCUUUAAACCACGCCAUAACGAGCACAAUUCAGUCAAGGAGGCCAGAGAAAAAAAACCAUGUAAAGUUGACCCAAAAAUCCUGAUAAAAGUCUUGGUCCACUACCCAACUUCACUUCUUUCCAUCUAAUCCUAUGAUUUUAAAGUAUUUCCCAAAAACUUUUCCCUUCUAACUGCAGCUUAGUGAAUGGUCAUCAAAAGGAGCAAAUAGGGCCAGAAAAACGAAAUAGAUGGAAGGAGGGAAAGUAAAAGAUUAAAGUCAUGACUGGGUCCGAAAUGCUAUAGGUGGAUAUUUUGCAGUUUUUUGCCAGUUUUAGUUUUUUAUGGCUAGAAAACGGUGGAAACGGUUUUUCCAAAAGCAAGUGGGUCAAGGGUCAGAGGAUUUGGCAAGAAUUUCAAGGAACAAUGGAAACGUAAUGUUUUUACCAAAAUCUUGGGAAGGGUGGGUCAAAAACGGUUUGUAUCCUUGAGGAUUUGGCAAGAACAUUCAAAUUCGCAGAACAAUAUCAAAGGCCUUUUACAUGUAUUAUACCGUGAAGAAUUUAGUGGUCGGCAUGUUCAGACAAAGAAAGAAGCAUCAAAAUUGAAAAUUAUCCUAUCAUUCCCAUUUUUUUAUGUAACUUGGGGAACAGUCCAUUUGUUAUUUUAAUUUCUGAUUUCAAGCAAUAAUGAUUAGCUUAAUGUACCAGGAACAAUGUUUUCAGAUGUUUUGCGGCAAAUGACAGGAACGAGGAAACUCUACAGGGACAACAGGGACUACCACUUGGGGAGGGGAGGCCAGGGUGAAAGUCACUUCCACUGAACCCUGUUGAACUGGCCAAGAGGAAGGGAAAAACCAAGCAAUUCUAAACAAGCCCAGAAUGCAUCAUGCAACUAGCGCCCAGACUUGACACGAUGGAAUUUAAAAGAGUUUCUUAUUUCUCACAUUACAUGCCAAAAUAUUAUGUACCCAAUGAGAAUAGUAAAUUAACUGUAGAGACGAUGUCCUCCAUGGUUUUAUUAUUUACACAAAACGAUUUCAUUUAAACAAAAGUGAAAUGAAAUUUUGAUUGCAGAUUGAGAAACCUUGUUGUUUUUAUCAUUGCAUCACAGGUGAUCGUUAUGAUUCUGAGCCACGUGGAACAGAUCAGUUUGAUGAAUUCAAUGGAAAAAGUGUACGUAAAAGUAAACUCAGAGAAUGGCGAGAGCGAGCAGGGUCUUAUGGAGAGUACAAAGAUAAGGAAAGGUAAUUAAAGGAACUGUGCUGUAACUGUCCAUCAUUUAUGUGGAGCUACUUCUUACAACAGACUUUAGUUUGUCUUGAAAUACAGCAAUGGAAUCCAUGACUUUACUUUGUACUGAUACUUUUAUUUUGUGUCUCAGUUAGGUCGACUAAACAUUAGACAGAAUGUUUAAAAGAUCAUUUGCAGUUUCUGCGAGGUUUCCUUGUUAAGAUAUAUUCAUAGACAGUGCAUAGAUAACCAACAUCUGUAAAGUGAGGUUGACAGUAUAUGAGAGUAUGUGACUCGGUACAUACGGUCAAGGGACACAAGUAUUCGUCAGUUUCAAUAUGGCGGCAUUUGUUUACAUUUUACGUGCACUAGUUUUAACACCGUAUUUGGUAAAUCUUACUUUAAAAUCACCUUAAUAUUUAGUGAGAUGACCCUUCAUUUUAAUGACAUUGUCUAGGUGGUCAGGUAUGGACUGGUAAAGGUUUUUUAUAUAAUCAAAUUUGAUGUUCUGCCACACACUCUGGAUUGCACGUGGAAGAUCAUUUUUGGUAGCGAUAUUUACCACAGACUUUUAUAGCUCUCUCUUCAUGUAGAGCCAGAUAUUUUUUAUUAUAUUUAAAUCUGGUGAUUGUGCUGGCCAUUCCAUUGAGGUUACUUCAUUUUGAUCUUUAUAAUUGUCUACAUUGUGGGCUCUGUGAACAGGCGCAUUGUCAUCCAUGAACAAGUAUUCUCUUCCCUCAAAAUACCAGACAACUACUGACCAUAAGUUCUUGUCGAGGAUGUCAAUAUACGUGGCAGAGUUAAUGUUGCCUUCAACUGCAGUCAGAGUUCCAACACCAUCAUAACAAAUACAUCCCCAGAUCAUCAAACUUAUCUUCCAUUCAGAGCAAGAACAAAUAAGAUGCGGGUUGUACUUUUCAUCGUCUUUUCGCCAAAUGUAAACACAUUUGUUUGUACCAAGCGCAAUCUGACUUUCAUCUGAAAAUAUUACUUUUCUCCAGUAGUUGUCUACUGUUCUACCUCUUUGCUCUUUGCACCACUUGACUUGCUUUUUUCGAUUCGCUUCCUGAACCACCAUUUUCUUCUUUUCUAACCUUCUUUUAUAUCCUUCCUAAUGCAACACCCUUUGCACAGUUUUCUGGCUGAAAGUCUUUGUUUUGCACUUGUUUAUCUUUGCACUAAUGUUCUGUAAGGUAAGAUGUCUGUUACUUUCAACCAAACACUUAAAAGCAUUUCUGUCUCUAUUUGUGAAGCUCUUUUUCCUUCCACUUCACUGUGCCAAGUCUCCACUGUGCCAGUCCUUCGAUACUUGCUUAGAACACUCGUGAUAGUCGUUCUUGGAAUGUUCAACAGUCUUGACAGUUCUGCUUUGUUUUGCACAGAUUGAGACAGAGUAACAAUUAAUUCUUUGGUCUUUGUGUACAGUUCAGCACCUUUUCGACUCAUGAGAACUAAAAAUUAAUUCUCAGAAGCAAAACCAAAAAAAUAUAACCAUUUUUUUGUGACCUACCGUAAAAUUCCGAAAAUAAGCCCCUCCAUGUAUAAGCCCCCUAAACCGGUAACGCAAAAAACCCUCCGUUAAAUCGCCCCUCCAAAUAUAAGCCCCCCGGGGGCUUGUAAUUAGAAAAUUGCCCUCAAAUACAAAGUAAAACAAAGCAAAAAUGGUAAAUUUCCUUCCAACUAUAAGGCUAGCUCAAUCGAUUUGGAAACGCAAAUUUCCCUCCGUAGAUAAGCCCCUUUGAAUAUAAGUCCCUCCAAAAAUAAGCCCCUCAAAAAGGGCCUUUGAAAAAUAUAAGCCCCAGGGCUUAUUUUCGGAAUUUCAUGGUAACCUUGAAGUUAACGUUGAAUGACUGAAUUAGCCUGCUUAGCAGGCGUCGAAAGGGGUAGGGGACAGGGAGGAAGGGGAAAAAGAGGGGGUUUGGGGAGAGAGGGUAAGGGGCGCCUGCUAUAAGAACCCCCAUUUGUUCAUUGCCUUAACAUUAAAACCCCAACUGGGACCAACUGUAAUAGCUUGUUUAGCAGGCAGAGAUGCUCAGGAGGUGUUGUAUACUGGAUUUGUCCAAACACCGAGUGGCGAUUCAAGGUGAUUGCAAUUCUUGCCAGACAUCUGCAAUGCCAAUAUUCACAAGAUGGCCUUUUGUGCAAAAACAUAUGCCGUCUUGAAUGAACUUCUAAAUGGUUUGUAAAGAGAGAGCUGAAACUUUGGUAGAAACUAUCCGAUGAGCUUUUUGACAACUGUUUAUAAUUCUCCUUUCAUUAUUCGCGUCUCAGGCUACCAGUGAUUGUUCUGUUCUUUGUGACCAUUCUGUUUGAUGAGGUAAGACCAAAGGUCUUGUGUAUUCACAUGAAACUGAUCAUUGUUUGUAGUAGACUGCAAGCAGUAAAAAAAAGAGAGAGACGGCUUGUACUCUAUAUGUUUGCCAUGUUUGCUUUGGGAGUAAGAACAGUAAAGAUGUUCUAUUUUGCUUGAUUAUGAUAUUACUUGAAAAAAGCGUCUCGACUUGACAAUUUCUGGUAAACAAAGCAAUUAAGUUCGGACCAUGCUGAGAAGCCCCCUACAAGUGAUUGGUCAUGCAUUAACAGUUGAUGUCAUUGGAUUAGUUGAGAAAAUGGUGGGUGGAAUACAAAAACACCGUCUCUUAUAGCAGGCGCUCCCUUCGCUUUUUCCCUCUUUUGCACUUUUCUCCCUCCCCCUACCCUCUUUUUGUUCCUGCUAAACAAGGCAUCAAAACACAAACAGCUCACAUUCCUUUUCUUUCGGAAACUAUGCAAUUUUUUUCGUACUCUUGGUCGAUUUUUGAUUGUUUCUUUUUUUGCCAAUUUUCCCGCCUUUAUUGACCAAAUGCACACCCUCCAUCGAGUUUUUACUGUUGACAUUGUGCACAACAAGUGUAAAAAUUUUGCGCGUCUGUUAUGAAAGUGACAAAUACUUGACUGUAGAAGUGUCUGUUGUCGGUAUUAACCUGUGUCCGUAUUCAGCGGGUUGAUUGUAGAGGAAAUGUAUGAGCUUUUUGUCAGUGUGUGGGUGUCCAUAGAGUGAGGUUCCUCUGUAGCUUGAUCAUUUAUACUUUUGUUAAUAUUAAUACUUGAUAGGUACUUUUAGUCUGAGACUAUGAUAAACGAUCCUGGAAAAAAAUUUAACCGUUGUUUUGUCAUGCUUUGCUUAAUAUUGAUAGAAUUAGUUUAUUUAAUUGUAAUGGUUAUCCUUAGUGAUGAAGAGGAAGCAGAAGAAGCUUCUGAAGAAAAAGACAGAGAUAUUGUCAACAGUGCAGAUUCAUCCAGAAAUCCAACUCCAAAAUCAUCGACUAAAUUUGGUGCAAAAACUAUUGAUCUUGGUGCCGCUGCAAAUUUUGGGAAAUCAGAAAUAACUUCUUCUAUUGAUUUGCCAUCAAAUGUUAAAACAAGUUCAGCACCUACAUUGCAAGUUGGUAAUGCAGACUUGGUGGACUUAUUUGAUUUAACACCUCCUGGUAUGCAGCCUUUACAGACUUCUGCAACUGUCCCAGCACAAAAAGACUUCUUUGCAGAUUUUGCUUCUGCUCCUCCUGGUGGAGGAAGCAUCAAUGGUAAGGCGAAAGUUGUUAAUAUAUGUGCCUUUAGCCUGAGAUCAUGCCCUCUCCCUAUUAUCCCUUUAUGUCUCUCACGGGAAGAGGGCAUGAUACAUUUCUUUGUCGGAUCACAUGUGAAAAAGCCAGAAUCUGGACUUUUUUCUGAUUGGAUAGGAAACAAUACUGAUGAUUUGCGCUGUUCCGAUUGGCCAAAAUGCCGCCAUCCAUUAGUUGUUGUUGAUUUCACUCUGCAUUUUUUCUUGCAUAAUGAGCAUUGAAUACACAGGCGAGUUCGUUAUGACAUUUCUGCCGGCUCAGUUUUCUUGAAUUUGAAAAAUGUCUAAAUAGAAGUUUCAUCCAUUGAAAUAUUUUCCAUCUCAUCGUAUACUAAAAAGUUGCAGUCAAAACUUCCUCGAUCAUUUGAAUGCAAUUUGAUACCGGUUACAAGUUACAGAAGCGACAAAUGGGUUCACUUUUCAAAUAAUCAAUUCAUGAAUGGAAUCUUGACCUGGUUUGACUGUAAUUCUUCCUUCAGAAAUCUGCGAAUUAUUCUGAGCGAUCUUCGCUUUCACAACACCUUUCAGUUCGUGAAAUAUGGUGCUUCAGCCUUUUUUUUUUUUUCACUGCUUUCGGCAGAGAACGAAGUCAAAGAGCUUUAACCAGUAAAUUCUUUAUUAUUUGUAGCUGUUGAAUAAAGGUACGACAGCUCCAGCCAGCAGUAUUUCAUCACAAAACCAACAAAUUUAUAUUUUUUUAGGAAUCGAAGCGCCAUCUGAACAUGGACAUACUUAAAAAUGUUCUUUUCCCUAAAAUUGAUUUCAAAAGAGACAUUAUUUGUGCCAAAAUUUGAUUCCUGUAUGGUAGACGCUUAUUAAUAACAUGACAGAUCAUGCAGACGUUAGAUUAUGUAAAUUAGGGGGCGGUUGACGGCUUGUUAAAUGAAUGUAUCAGGCGUUAUUUUUUUCCCUCUGGAGCCAAAGAAGCAAAAAGAAAAAAUAAUAAUAAUGCUUGAUCUCAGGUUAAUGUGCCUUAAGGUCAUCUAUAGGGACAAUAUUUUAUUUCAGUGAAUGCCAAAAGUGCAGUCAUUGUCAUCAACUAGUCUACAUUACAUUCAUGAAUCAUUUAAAAUACCAUGUACUCCAUUUGUGUAACUAUAUUAUAUGUAGUUAUUAUAACAGCAGAUGGCUUGCUAGUAGUACAGACCAGGGCCCAGUUCCUAGAAGUCAGAUAAACAUAAACCCAGGGUUAAAACUUACAAUGAUAGAUAUUGUAUGUUCAAAUCUUAGCCUUUUAUCUUAUUGGCUUAUGUUCUCAUAGAUUGAUUAACAUAUUGCUUGUCAAGAAAAUGUCAAAUUUGGGUUUAAGGUUAACCGUCUUUUGAGCAACCUGUGCCUGGUAAAUUAAGUGUUCUUCUUUUGUACUUACAUGCAUGGCUGGUUUGUGCUGAUCAGUAGCACAGUUCACGUGUACAAACGAAAUGUGGCACAUAUAAAGUACAAUAUCUCCUCAACCUUAGCAGCUACAAAGCUGUCCCCUAGCACAAACAAUAACAACAUGUUGAACUACAGAUCUGCCAAAAAUCAUGGAUAUUUAUUGAAUUCUGCAUUUUUUAGAAAUUUAUUUUUUUACAAAAAUGUGCAUAAUUCGGGCCGUCAUGCGUAACAUUCACACGCAGCAAAUUAUCAUUUUGGUAACAUUUCAUGUUUUAACCAUAAUAGAUUUGAGCGGAACUAGUAUCCUUACAAAUCAAAAUUAUUCAUAGAUUUUAGCUGUAUAGGUCAAACGUUGUCGGAAAAAGCGGUUUUUGAGAAAAGUGAGCUGUGUUGAACCAGUGUACCAGCGUCAUGCUGUACGUUUCAAUCCAUGAAAUCAGCAAUGCGUCCAACAUUUCAAAAUGUAGAUUGCUUCAAAGAUAAAAUGGCCUCAAUAACUGGAAUCCUCAUUUUUUCAACAGUCAAUCCUGAAAAUUUUAGCGUAAUUCCUCUUUACCAUCCAGAGAACGAAGCAAAUUUCUGAUUACCAAACACUUUGAAACGCGCCAUGUUUACACCUGAUUUUCUCAAGGAGGGCAAAAUGCAAGCAGUCUCUGCACACGAAGCAUGAAACUGACCUUGCUGAUUUUCUUUCAUGUGUCAUUCUCAAGUCACAACAAUUGUAAAUAGCAACUUUCAUGGAAAAAUAUAAGAAAUUGUGUGCGCUAGAAGCAAUUUUCUGAAUACCAAACGUUUUGAAAGUUUCGUGGAAGGUUUCAGGUUACAUUCAGCAACAUCGAUCUCAAAGAAAUGCAUCAACCUCGCAAACUUUCUCGGCCAUCUCACUCGCUUUAACUCAAAGGAAGACUUCACAACGACCUUGGUAACCACCCAGAAGCUUAUUGUUAUGCAACAAAUCGAAAACACGCGAGAAAACGUUCAGUACACGUGCGGUUUUAGUGACAUUCUAGGGCUACAAUUGUUGGCAUAAUUUACUUUAUUUACAUGAUAAAAACACAGACAAAACGAAAAUUUAUGUCCUUACUUUUCUUUCAUUUUCAAAAGAACAUUUUUGUGAGAAAAAAUUAAGAAAACGGACCUAAUAAUGUUAACAAACAUGAAAUGGGUGGGGCCGCAAUGCAUCCUGGGUACUACAGCAAUGUUAUUGCUCCGAUUAAGUCAAAAUGGGCUAACAUGUUGUAAUUUGGUUAAAGAGGUUCAUUUUCUUUGCAAAUAAAUGAUUUUAAAUGAAUUUUGAAGUUUUUUAGAAUUUUUGAUAUUUUCUUAACAUGUUAUGCAUCUGUACAUGUGUAGUGUGCUACUGAUCUGCUGUUUCUGAAAUUUUGUAACAACUCAUUUGCAAAAAUACAUGUAUACUGUUGGAAUUAAAUGAAGCUGUGUUUCUUUAAGCCACUAACCUGCACACAACUUAAUCUUGUCAAUUUGAACUGUUUAGGCUUCAAAUAUUGUCUUCAACCUCUGUACACCAAACAAACUCCCAAUUUAGGGCUUACUUUCUUAGAUAGUAGAGCACUUGACUGUAUAAGAGCAGGAAGUCAGGAUCAAUCCCCAGGGCUGGGCCAAUACUCAGGGUCAUAACAUAACUGAGAAUUGAAGGUACUACCUCUACCCAGCAAACAGCAAGACUUUCACAUGGCAGCCCCUACUUCUCCAGCCCUCACGGGGGCAUAAAAAUAAUAGUGUGCUUAGUUGGCACUUUUGUUCUGGUUACAUUGACACUCAGUGCUUUAAUCAGUUCAACUCAAAAGCAGCUGUGAUAUAACUACUUUGAUAUCAUGGGUGACAAAUAACUCCUUAAUCUUGGCACAAAAUUUCAGCAUUAAUUAAUAAUAAUUUCACAUGUGAAAUUACAAAAUUGCUAUGGCAAAGUUCCGUACGUCUCAGUUCCAAUGUUGUGUAUGAAGAUUUCAAGGUAUUUAAAGAUGCUAAACACAUGAAAGAGAACUAAGAAGAAUUCUAUCAGUGCAUGGAGUUCUCAAUCGAUUGUGAGUACAAUUUGUCACCCUUGAUAUUAAAGUGGCCAUCACCUAAAAUUUUUUAUUUUCUUAUCUGAAACUACACCUUAUUAAAAUAAUUUCUGCGAAAAAAUUUGGCGAUUUGAACCAAAGACGAUUUUUUUAGAACUUUUUAAAAACGUUGAAAUUUGCCACCAUUUUGGCACACCAUUCAUCUUAGUCUUCUCUCGCACUAUGACUAAAUAUGACGUACUUUAAGGAACACAUGACCUUAUUGACAGGAAAACAUUAAGAGUUCUGGUAGGUUUUUCUGUUUCAGAAAAUCUUUCUUCUUGCGAAGACAUUAUGAUUCAAUCCUUACUUGUAAUUUAUCUUUUUUGUGUACAGCUGGUGAAGACAAGGUAAUGCGAGUUCCUUAAUUUACGUCACAUGACGUCAUAUGUGAGCUUGCUAGUUUGCAUGAUCAGCGGCGCGGGUGUACACAAAAAUGUAGACUUCAAAAAUUGGUAAAAAAAUUGCGUUUUGUUCAAACCGCAAAAUUUUUUUGCAGAAGUUAUUUUAAUAACGUAUAGUUUCAGAUAAGAAAAUAUAAAAUUUUAGGUGAUGGGCACUUUAAAAGGUAAUCAAAUGGUAUACUUGUGAACUUAGCGAAUAAUUUCACUUUAGCCUGCGUUGCAGAUCCUCUAAAUCUUCUGUGUAGAGCAUCUGCAAAUUAAUGCACAAUAUUGAGUUGUAUUAGAGUUGCAAGGACAUACGUCGGCAUUUUUGAUUGGCUAAUUUCUUACGCAGUUUGUGAUUAGUCGGAUUGGAAAUAAAGUGUGGACAGGCCAAACAUGACUCACAGCUCGUGAAAAGAGAGAAUGAGCUUGUGAUAGUGUGAAACAUGACCUUAGCAACAGAGGUUUUUCGUGCUUUCCUCUCUUAUAGCGUAGGUUAUGCAGUUCAUGGAGUAUUCUUAACUUUGACUAAGCAAAUCUUAUUUUUGUCGCUUUGAGUCUCACAUUUAGAGGUUAUGGAUCUGGUCUGUUAUAUGCAUUUUGAGUAAGGUCCUGUGGUUUAUGUUUUUGUAGAUCUGACAGGAUUUGAUCAUUAGUGCAGUUUACUGCUACAUUGUUUUCUUUUACUUCUGUUAAAGCCUUAAGCUUUUUAUUGUGGCUAAAUACAUGUAUGUAGUUUUUUUUGUCCAUGAAUAUCAUAAUUUCCCGAUUUGUUUUGAGACUAGAAUUGUUGGCUGGGUUGCAGAAUAUGCAGCAGUGCAUCUUCAGCGAUUGGAAAAAGCUGGAAAACCAGUUGGCAAAUUCUGGCCUUGAAGGAAUUGUUCUCUCUUGAAGAAGGCUUUCAUGUUUGAACUGCCCUUCCAUUGUUUACUAUAAACACCUCUUGCCAAAUCCCCUCUGUGAAUUUUGACAUGUCACUGAACCCAACCGUCAGGCACACGUAACAAUUGGGCUAAUCAUGAGACUGGUAAGAAAACCGCCCAUCAGAAAUGCUCACAUAUAUCCUUGCGACUCUGCUGGAUAUCAGAUCAAGCUUUUGUGCAGUAAUUUGUUGACGGACUGUACAAAAUUUAGACAAUGCAUGGGCCAGUUGCAACGCAGGCUAUUACUAACAUUGUGGCAGAGAAUAAAAAGUUUAAAAGCAGCGUUGCAGUCAGUAAUUCUUUCAAGCGGCGGGUCAUGUAGACCAUCUGAGGGGUCAUCCAGACCAUGUGCUAUCUUUUUUUUCUGUAACUUUAUGUGUACAUUUCAUUUGUUGGGCCAGGAAGCCUUCUUUGUCGGUUCAAUGACCCGAGACCCAUCUCUUAUCUGGACCACUGAAAGGUGAAAAUUAAAAAAGUUUUCUCUCCACUCGCAUUUUCUUGACAUUAAAAAAGAAGUGCAACAAUGUACAAUACAAUUUAAUAGCAAUUUGUAGGAUUGAAAGAUAACAAAAAUAACUUACACUUGUAACUUUAAUGAAAAUGCAUCAAGGUUUGGAUUUUUCCAUUGGAUAGUGCUCUGUUGUGCCUUACUUAAACGCUAAGCAUAGGGUUUAGGUUUUAACGAAAAUGUUUGUCUUGCAGUAAAUUUUCUCCUCAUUAUCCUCUUUUUGUCUUGAAUAUAGAGAAAGGACCUGUAGUAGACAAUGAUGACUUUGGAGAUUUUGCGGCUUUCCGCUCUGCAAGCCCACCCCAAAACAACACAACUGAAGAAAACGUUUUCACUGCCUUUCAAAGCAAUGCUUUGAUACAACCUCAACAGGUAAUGCUCUCUGAUAUGUUAAUCAAUAGCUUCUCUUGUGAAUGUUGUUUCCAGUUUGUGAUCAAGGUUUAUUAUCAAAUUUUUCAGACAUUAUGAGUGCUAGUGGGGCCUGGAAGACCUGAAUGAACUGACCUGUUUGUCCAAGUGACUUGUAAAUUAAUGAUUGAAAAAACAAUACCUAACCUUUCUCUUUUUCUCACAUAUUAUAUUUGUCCUUUGGUACAGUAUUGUUAGAGAAACCAAAACCUGACCGUGUAACCAACUGACAACAUACAGUUAUGCUUAGAUAUAGAUCGAGGAAUACAACACCAAAAAUGUUUUGCUGAGUGAGGAAAUCGAAAGAUUAUGAAAGUUAUCUUGCUGAUAAAUAUUACUUAACAAAGUGUCAAAUUUAUUGCAACUAAUUCUAUUCAGUAGAGCAUUUCUAGUUUAAGAGAUAAUGUUUUACUAUACAUAACAUUAUAUUUAUUUAUUAUCAUAUUCAUGUCUUCAUUGUAGGUAGUAGUCAGUCACUCAGCAAAUCAGCCACCGCAGCAGGUCCUAUCCUCCUUCUCAGCUCCAUUGGCAACGAAUUCAACUCUUCAGCCACAAAGUAAUCUGCUGUCAUCAGGGGUGGAUUUUCAGCCUUUGCAGCCUACUGCACUUACCAAUCAGUUUUCCUCAGGAACAAUGCAAGGACAGUUUUUGAAUAAUUCACCAUUGUUAGUUCAACCUCAAACUGCUCAACAACCAAUAAGCUUGAAAUCACAGACUCUGACUCCUUCAAAGCCAUUAAAUGCCAGUGGAAAGCCAGCAUCAGAAUUAAUUGCAGAUAGCACGCCAUUGCAUCAGGUAUUUGUUGCUGAAAUAACUUUUCUAACAGGUCACUUUUUAGAUCAUAAGCAGUUAAGGGGUGGUUGGAAGUUACAUGCUGUUGCUUGUGUUCUGUGUGCAAAAUAUAGUUGUUACAUUUAAUAUACAAUAAGUUUCAUUGCCGAAAUACAUAUUUUUUCAUCACUCAAGUACAUUUAUUUACCUAGAGAUUUGCAGUGGAUACAUUUUCAAAUUUCUGCUCCCCUACUAGUAAGUGAGUUUAUAUGUUGGUUUAGUUGAAAGUAUUUGCAAUGAAAGUUACCAGGCAAGGAGGAUGUGUGGGGGUGAACACAUCAGAGAUGCUUGGUGGUGCAGAUGGUGGUGCAGACUUAACAUAACAUAACAUACAUGUUUAUUCAAACUCAUAAUAACUACAUGAAUUUGAAAAGGAGAGUCUAGAGGUUAACCCUAUGAAUAAAACUCUCCUAAAAACAACAAACAAACAAUAAAAAUUACAACUUUAAAAAGGAUUUGAGUUUACAUUUAAAAAGUUCAAGGGAACCGGCUUCAACAACAUUACUAGGUAAAUUGUUCCAAUAACUAAUUACAUUGUUAAAAAAAGAAUAUUUAAAACAGUUGAUUCUAGAUAAUUUACAAUAAAGCUUAUACGAGUGAUUUGCCCUAGUGGAUUUGACUUUUGCGAAUUGAAAGAAUUCCUCAAAAUCCAAGUGUGAUAAGCCAAACACAAUCUUGUAACAUUCAACAAGAGAGGAAUAUGUCCUACGACUGGACAAAGAUGGCCAAUGUAACGAGUCACAACGCUCUUCAUAAGACAUAUCACCUCUUUUUUGCCUAAGAGCUAAUCUUGAUGCACGUCUUUGCACGCUCUCUAUUGCAUGAAUAUCUUUGACAAGAUAUGGGUGCCAGACUGGAGCAGCAUACUCUAAAAGCGGUCUGACCAAUGUUUUGUAAAGCAAUGAAAAAGUUGUUGUAUUAGCUGUUCCAACCGACCGUCUUAUUAGCCCUAGGACUUGGUUCGCCUUAUUCACCAUAGUACUAAUAUGUUCACUCCAAGUAAGAUCUUUUGAUAUAAUAAUUCCAAGAUCUUUAAAGCUCUUGACAUCUUUUAAGGCCGUACCUAGUUUAUAAUUCGUAGUCGAUUUGUCACGAGAAUGCGUUAUUCGCAUUGCUUCACACUUUUCCUCAUUGAAACGAAGUUGCCAUUUUUUCGCCCAUUUACCAAGAUUAUUCAAAUCAGUUUGAAGGUAUUGUUCAUCGAGACUAGGGUUGCGAAGCUCUCUGUAAAUCUUUGUGUCAUCCGCAAAUAAUUUAAUUUUUGAAGAGACACUAUCAACGAUAUCAUUUAUAUAUGCUAGGAAUAAAAUUGGACCAAGAAUAGUUCCCUGUGGGGCACCAGAUAUCACAGGUGCCCAAUCAGAAAAAGUCCCUCUUACAACAACUCGUUGCUUUCUACACGUGAGAAAAUGCCUCAACCAGUUAAGAAGUUUGCUCUCAAUACCGAGGCUAUAUAACUUUAUGAGUAGACGCUCAUGAGGAACACUAUCAAAAGCCUUUGCGAGAUCAAGAAAUACAACAUCUGUUGCUACAGAUGAAUUCCUAGAUCUGGCGAAGUGAUGAAAAGUAGAGAGUAAUUGGGUCACAGUAGACCUACCCUGCAAAAAACCAAAUUGGUUUUUGUUUAUCACGUUUUGGUCUUGCCAAAAUGACGUUAACAUAUCGCGUACAUUUUUUUCGCUGAUUUUGCAUAUCAUGGAUGUGAGCGAAAUUGGACGAUAAUUCUCCCUCAAGUGUUUAGAACCUUUCUUAUGAAGUGGGACAGUGUCAGCUGAUCUCCAAUCUUCGGGCAAAUGGCCUAGCAGGAAAGAUUUGUUAACCAGAAAUGAGGUCGAGGGCGCCAAUUCGAACGCACAUGAUUUUAAAAUUACUGGUGAAAUUCUAUCUGGACCCGGGGACUUGUUCGUUUUAAGAGACUUAAGAUGCUUUAAAAUUUCCUCAGUAGUACAGGAAAUAUAAUUAAGUUUCUCACAAACUAAAGGCUCUAAAGAAGGCAAGUUGGUGAAGUCCUCAGAGGUAAAAACAGAUGAAAAAUAGGAAUUACUUAAUUAUUCACAUAGAAGAGAGUACAAAGUUUAGAAUAGUUGUUAACGUUGUGAUGGAGGAAAUGGAGAAAUUUUGGAAUAGCAUGUGUUAAGACUAUGAUAAAGUUCCUUAAAUGAACUGACCAUUUAUGAAGCACUAAACUUUUUUCUAAAUAUGAUCAAGCAGUUAGGCUCUGGGCCCGCAACAAGCCCAUUCAGCAGAUGAGGGGGACAAGUGUACAGUUUACUGUAAGGGACCUGUAAAUAUGUUGAGAUGUUGAGAAUGGAGUAAAAUUCUUAAGUCUAGGUAUAAUUCCCAUGUCUCUAGUUAUCUUUAAUGAAACAUGACUGAUAUGAUGUUUCCAGGUGAGAUGUUUAUCACUAUUAGAACCCCACAUAAUGUGUAUGAUUAUUGUAAAUCUUUAAAGUUACUAAAUGAUUUAUUCGUUUUUGGUAGGGACAAAACGUAACAAAAUAAGUGUUUCCUAAUUUUAAGGGAAAGCUUAUUAAACUAAUAUAAGUAUUAGUAAUUAUCUUAUCUCUAGGGAACCAUAUUAAUUCCUUUCUGUUUAUUUGUAGAAAUCAAUCAAGUCAACAACAUGGUCAAACAGUCCAGUUGAUAUCAGCCUUGACAAUUUGAGUCCAAUGAGCCAUAGAGACAAGCCAAUUCAACCCAGCAUGAAUGAACUGUACUCAAACCAACAGCAAAUGAGCACAACAGCAGCUACAGUGGGGUUGUAUGGUAUGCCAGCUGUGCACCAAAUGCCUAACAUGGUAGGGGUUCCACCAAUGAACAUGGGUGUCCCCUUAAUGGGUAUGCCACCUCAAGUCAACAUGCUGACUACAAAUAUGAGUCAGAUGACUAUGUCCUCUAACAUGCCAAUGAUGCACAUGGCAGCAAACAAAGGAAUGGUAAGGCCGGUUUCCAUGCCUGGAGGAAUUAGUAACGUGAUGCAGCCCAGACAAAUGGGACAAUUUCAAAGCUUUGGCAGCAGUGGAUAUACAACAUACAAAGGUGUCAGUUGAUGUCAGUUAAGCAUAGGGAACAUAAUACUUUUAGGGAGUGGUGUUAGAGAGGAACCUGUUUUCGAUUAAAAGUGAAGUAUCAGGUAAAUUGGGGACAAACAUUUUAAGUCUAUGUAUUAUAUAACAUUGGGCUAGCCCAGAAGGACAGCAAUACCAGGUCAGACUGCCAGGUACACUUUAAAGAAAUGUUACUUGGGAAGAAUGCCUGUGUACUGGGGUUAGGCCAAUGAACCAAAUGCCUACAUUGAUUCAUAGAGUUUUAAAAAUUGGUUUUGUAAAAAAAUGAAUAUAUGUAAUUAACAUAAACAAUAAAGAAACGGCACAGAUUUCCUAACAAAAUACGAAAAUUGUUUUGAAAAAAAAAAAACUUGAGCAAAGUAACCACAUGUUGGUGAUUAUAUCUGAUAUAAACAUUUCAGGGAAGCGAAAUGGUAUCUGAAGCAAAAACAUACGUAAGUGAUGGAAAAGCCUUUCAGAUGAGUUGUGUAUUAUUUUACCAAAAUUGAGAGGAGAAGUCUUUACGUCACCUUGCCAUGGUAGCAAAAUUUCUGGAUGACAGGAAACCGAAAACGUCACUUAAAAAGUGAAUUCGCACUGUUUCAGACUUCAUCGAUCUUAUUCAGUUCCUAUUAACUUGUCAAAUGUUGACUAAAUUUGCGGGGAUUGAAUCCGAAAGGACUGUAUUUAAGUUUAGAAAAAGAAAAAAUAAAUUGUGUUGUGUUCAUCUACUUUACAAAGCAGGCGAGUGAAAUUAGGAAGUUUCACGUCGUAGUCGUGCUACGACGGCUAAGAAAUGUACAAAAAAGCGUGAUGCACGUGUAAAAGUGUUGUUUUGCUCAUUAAACCUAGUGCUUUUUUGCCGUUGCCGUUGCCGUUGCCGUCGUCGUUGCUUAAGCUCCGUAUCGUUGUGAUCCAAAAAAUCUUGCUACCAUGGUAACAUGACGUCACACUUCUCUCUUUUGUUAUCUCAUUUAUAAAAUUAGCCGAACCCACAACAUCUAAAAAAGCAGUUAACACCGCUUUGUUUUAUUUUUGAAGUAUGUCAUACCUAAAAAUCGUCCAGCUGUGGAAUGGGACUGGUUAUCAAGAAUAGAUUAGUUAAACAAAUAUUUUUCAACAAAUUUCCUGCUUUUGAAAAGUUUAACUAAUGGGGGUGCUGUGCCACUGCCUCAGUAUGGCUGAUACUCUUUUGUCUUGCACCACAACAAAGUCAUAUUGAACACGUUGUACUUGUUCUUUUUACUGUUUGUUUCCAUUUGUUGAUGAACUUAUAUGCUAGCUAACAUUGGAGUGAAAAUAAUGCUCUUUUUAAUUGUGUGAGUACUGUUAGUUGAAUCAAAUUAAAGGCCAACGUGUAGUUAGUUAGAAAACAGUAAAAAUAACGUGAUAGUGCAACUGCAGCAUUUUGAUGACUUGAAAUUUGUUAGAAGAGAUGCACAUUUUAAUUUUAAUGUGCAUUGUCUGAGACUGUUGCUUCAUCGAAAGGGUUUUCAACUGAAAUGGCGUCUACUGGAAAUACAGACUAAAAUGUAGAGUUAGUUGGCACGCGUAGAUCCAUGUGUACCGAUCACCCGUAACGAAAGGGGUGAAGUUGACUUUGUUCAAGAAAAUGUUUUGUGUACGUGUACAAUGAAAGUGAGCUUGGUUUGGUGCUCUUUCCUUCUAAUCAAGGUUAGGAAUAUAGAAAUCCUGAAAAUAAACCUUGACAAGUUUGUUCGUGGCAAAACCUGUUUGAUUUUUGGUAAACUAAAUUCGGUGGACUAGUAAGACUCGUAAACGUAACUUAUACUUUUGCAAUUUUCGACACAUUUUAGUCUUGUUUUCCAAGUGAGACGAACACAUUUAUUGUAUUAAAUAUCAGACCGAAUUUAAUGUUGAGAGACAAGAGUGCUUAAGUGCUUUUUGUUACCGUACUUAUAUAUAUUAUAUUGGAAUUUUAUGUUAACCUCGUACCUCAUUUUCCUUUGUCUUGAUAAUGUUAAGUGUACAGUCCAACAAAGGAAACCAUUAAAAUGACCGGGGAUAUAAUUGAAUCACAGCAUGUUACUUUUUUUAAUGGAAAUCAAAAGAAAGUAUAUGUUCUAGUGUCUUAAUUGAUCAACUCUCUUCAAAAUGAUCACGGAUAGGGACUUUAAAACCUGUUUACCUUGGUAAAUUAAAUUACUACAUAAUUUAUGGUUUUCUAAAGCAUUGUAUUAAGAGAAAGUAUCAGACAUUCUCAAGUAGUAGCAUUAACGUUACAACGUGAAUUUGGAGGAAUUUUUUUUGUAUUUUUUUAACUUCUGAAAUUAAAUGUGACGGAGAACCAGUG
Messenger RNA from Porites lobata, 18697 nucleotides. Lineage: Eukaryota; Metazoa; Cnidaria; Anthozoa; Scleractinia; Poritidae. The record is from the annotation of a GenBank genome assembly.